This is a messenger RNA of Scheffersomyces coipomensis, 1665 nucleotides long. RefSeq names its product Taf60p (gene TAF60). NCBI's taxonomy places the organism in Eukaryota, Fungi, Ascomycota, Pichiomycetes, Serinales, Debaryomycetaceae. Gene Ontology annotation, cellular component: SLIK (SAGA-like) complex; transcription factor TFIID complex; SAGA complex. The record is from RefSeq and is a predicted model, not a curated record. Gene Ontology annotation, molecular function: RNA polymerase II general transcription initiation factor activity; protein heterodimerization activity; transcription coactivator activity. The coding region runs from base 194 to 1639 and encodes 481 amino acids. The transcript has a single exon. Gene Ontology annotation, biological process: RNA polymerase II preinitiation complex assembly; transcription initiation at RNA polymerase II promoter.
CAUUCAAUAGACUAAAAUAGAUCCAAAGAUGGAUGGGAUAUUCUAUUGUAAAAUAUGGUAGCCAUAAUAAUCAACAUUCCUGCAUACAGCCACGAUUUUUCAUUUCUGAGUCGUAAAAUAAAACAAAACUUUUGUCAACUUAUAUCCCAAUGGUAUAGAUUAUCAUUUAUCAUCAAAGACUCCAUCAAUCAUAAUGGAAGCUGGAUCUAAAAUACCAUUAUCACAUUCUUUGUGGUCACCUAAUGAUACAGUCAAGGAUGCUGCUGAAUCAUUGGGAAUAAAUUUACCUGAAGAAGCGGCUAAGAAUUUGGCUAUGGAUGUUGAAUAUAGAAUUCAUGAAAUAUUAGAAACUGCCAUAAAGUUUAUGAGACAUUCAAAACGAAAAUUAUUAAUGACUACUGAUAUAAACCAUGCAUUGAAAGUAUUGAAUAUUGAACCAUUGUAUGGUUAUGACAAUUCUCAACCUUUGGUGUUUAAAGAAGCUCUUGUGGGUGCUGGUGGUCAAACUUUAUAUUAUAUUGAUGAUAAUGAAGUUGAAUUUGAAAAAUUAAUUAAUCAAGAAUUACCAAAAGUACCAAGACAAGCGACGUUCACAGCCCAUUGGUUGGCAAUUGAAGGUGUUCAACCUAUGGUACCUCAAAAUCCCUUACCUUCUGAAAUUAAAAGUUUACCUCCUAUAAUAAGAGGUGCGACUUCAUCAAUGCUUGGUAAUGAUAUCUUAACUGAAGAUAGUAAAGAUUCGGAAGGAUCUAAAGAAAAGAAAGUAACUGAAAAGGAAUCACAAGUUAAACCAUUAGUAAAACAUGUAUUAUCAAAAGAAUUAAAAUUAUACUUUGAUAGAGUAGUAGAAUUAUUAAUUUCAACCGAUCCAGAAAAAGAUACUAUGAAGAAUUCAGCUUUGAAUUCAUUAAAGACUGAUCAUGGUUUACAUCAAUUAGUACCUUAUUUCAUCCAACUUGUGGCUGAACAAAUUACAAAUCAAUUAAGAAAUAUAGAAAUUUUAUCAACUAUGUUAGAGGUGAUAUCGGCUCUUAUGGGUAAUAGUACCAUUUUCUUGGAUCCAUACGUUCAUGCUUUAAUGCCAUGUGUAUUAACCUUAUUAUUGGCUAAAAGAAUAGGUCCUUCUUUAAAAGAUUUAAAUGAUCCUGAAACUCAAAGCUUAUUUCAGCAACAACUUGCAGUAAGACAAUUUGCUGCUAUCUUAUUAGAUCAUAUAAUUAGAUCAUACGGUUCUUCUUACUCAACCUUAAGACCAAGAGUUACUAGAACAUUAUUGAGAGCAUUAUUAGAUUCAUCUAAACCAAUCGGUACCCAUUUUGGGGCAUUAUUAGGUUUGAAAAUAAUGGGUCCAGAAGUUAUAAAGUUAGUAUUGGUUGGUAAUUUGAAAGUGUGGUGGAAACUGGUGGUUGAAGAUGGAACUAAAACAGAUUUUGAAAAAGAAAUCUUAUUGAAAGAGAUUUUAGAAAUUCUUAAAACAUUAGAAGUUCAAGAUGAUAUGGAAAUUGAUAGUGAGGUAAGUGAUGAACUUAAAGAGAAGUUAAAAGAUAGACUUGGUGAUAAAUUAAGUGAAGCUAUUCUUGAACAAGCUGAUGCUCAUGAAAUUGUUAAAGGUUUAUUUUUUGGAGAAAGUGCUGUGUAAUAUUAAUUCUAUAAAUGUUGAAAAAA